Messenger RNA from Clonostachys rhizophaga, 876 nucleotides. NCBI's taxonomy places the organism in Eukaryota, Fungi, Ascomycota, Sordariomycetes, Hypocreales, Bionectriaceae. The record is from the annotation of a GenBank genome assembly.
AUGAUGAUGCUGCUGCUCUACGGCCUCGUCGCUCUAGCAGCGGGAGUCUGCGCGCAAAGCACAUGCAAUGGCUACGAGGCACUCUGUGAUCGGAAAUACAGCAGCAUCACAUUCGCCGCGGCGCAUAAUGCUGCCUUUGUCGGCAGAGGGCCGUUCCAUAACCAGUACCAGUACCCAGAGGUGGCCAUGAGCAGUGGCAUCCGCUACUUUUCCACCCAAGUCCACAUCCAGGAUGGGCAAAUCCGCCAGUGCCACACGGACUGCGCAUUUCUCAACGUGGGGGCCUUCUCCGAGAUUGUCACUUCCAUCAAGACGUGGCUGGACGCGAAUCCUCGGGAGGUCGUGACCCUGCUGAUUGGGAACGGGGAUGACGCAAUCCAAAUUGAGGAGUUCAAGCCGCAUUUCGAGGCAUCAGGAGCUCAUGAUAUUGCGUUCGUCCCGGGCAGAAAGCUGGGGCUCGACGAUUGGCCGACUCUCGGCGAGAUGAUUGAUUCUGGGAAGAGACUUGUUGUAUUCAUGGACUAUUACUCCGAUACUUCCAAGGUUCCCUAUAUUCUUCCGCAGUUUGACUACUACGUGGAAACGCCUUUCAGUCCAACGGACGAGAACUUCUUCAACUGUGAUGUGGACCGGCCCAGCAAGGACACGCCCGCGGAUGGGCGAAUGGUCUUUGCAAACCACAAUCUGAACGAGGAAAUCGCAGGUAUUCUGAUUCCUGACCAACUACGUGCCUCGCAAACGAAUUCGCAGGGCAAUAUCCGGCAGCAGACCGAGAUUUGCGUGAGCAAUUAUGGACGCAACCCGAAUGUCGUCUUGCUGGACUUUGUCUCAGAGGGAGAGGUGAUUGCUGCGCAGAAGACGCUGAAUGGACUAUGA